UUUGGACGGCUGCUUCAUUCCAAAAUCAGAACAGCAAAGAAGAGAAGGGGUGGGGAAAAUUUUGCAGCAGAGAAGAAACAUAAUCCAAAUCUAAUUCGCUGUAUCAAUGGAACACGGAUCAUUCAACGAUCCUUCACAAGGGACGUUCUCGAUGACGGAUGAAGACCACACGCUAGCAAAUUCAAUAAGAUUUACUCUUAAUCAAGAUCCAAGAGUAACAUUUUGUGGUUACAGCAUACCACAUCCUUCUGAUGCUCGGGUCAACAUAAGAAUACAGACGACUGGUGACCCAGCACGUGAGGUAUUGAAAGAUUCUUGCCAGGAUCAAAUGCUUGUAUGCCAGCAUGUUAGAAGCACCUUUGAUCAAGCUGUAAUGGAGUUCAAGAGCAAGAAAGCACUGAAAUCCUUGGAAUCCAUGGACAUUAAAUCAUAACAGACUUUUUUUUCUUUUUUUUUUUGUGAUGAGAGAACUUAUUUUUCGGGUGCCAUGAGACAGUUUUAUCAGUUAGUCAGUUAUGCUAUUAGAAAAACAUUUCACAGUGUCAUAUUAAAGCUUGCCACCUGAAUUAGUAAAAACACUUGUGUCAUACAUCUGAAUUCAUCAACACUUUAUUAAUUAGACAGUGAUACUAUGAGAAUGUGGCAGGUCAUGCUCAAUGAUCAUAAAUUUUCAUCUU
Molecule: messenger RNA, 677 nt
Organism: Erythranthe guttata (spotted monkey flower)
Lineage: Eukaryota; Viridiplantae; Streptophyta; Magnoliopsida; Lamiales; Phrymaceae
Gene: RPC14
Product: RNApolymerase 14 kDa subunit
Biological process (GO): transcription elongation by RNA polymerase I; transcription by RNA polymerase III
Cellular component (GO): RNA polymerase I complex; RNA polymerase III complex
Molecular function (GO): DNA binding; protein dimerization activity
Source: RefSeq, a predicted model, not a curated record